Molecule: messenger RNA, 10887 nt
Organism: Brassica napus (rape)
Lineage: Eukaryota; Viridiplantae; Streptophyta; Magnoliopsida; Brassicales; Brassicaceae
Product: E3 ubiquitin-protein ligase APD1-like
Exons: 7
Coding region: 7422-8705 (427 amino acids)
Source: RefSeq, a predicted model, not a curated record
UUAAUAUAUAAGAUUAGUAGUCAAACGUAAAAUAUUUUCUUUCUUUUGGCAAAAUCUUUAUUCCUUAUACAACUAAUUAAACUUCCAACGAAGGACUUUUGAAAAUACACUUUCCUCAAACUAAAACAUAACCAUGUACAACAAAGCAUACGUAAGAUAUUAUCUUAAUGAAAUUACAAAAACACCCUCAAAGUCAUUUGACUACCAUCAUUCAUCUUCUACAGUUCAAGGCUUGCCCGUAUACCACUUUUCAAACUGUGUAACCGUUACAUUAAUUAACUUGCAACUUUCUUCAUGGAUUCACGUCCUCACGGAUUGUCAGAUUCUUCCUUUAUAUCACUAGGGGGUCCAUCAAUCUUAUCAUCGUUAUCUAUUCACCUCAUUUCUCUGUUUUUUUUUCUCUCUCAACCUCUAAGAUUACUUGAGAUGGAUUUUCGCCUUCAAUUAUUUGGUGAUCGCCGGAGGGGUCCGGUGUCUGAUCUUGAAUUCAAUUUAUCAUGCGUGUUUGUGUUUCUAUUUGGCUGGUUGCUUCGUUUGUUUCGAUCUUAAAUUAAAACGAUUUUUGAUUUUUGGGCUUUAGCAUUUGAAAGUCUCUUCCCUAUAUAUGUGAUUUUAUUUGUGAAUCAGUGGCUGUUUUUACCCACCCAACAUAUGUCUGGAUUGGACCUAACGCUUCCUUCCUUGUUGAACCAAACUCCAUUUCUUCGGAUGAUAUGAUGGGUCAAGUAUUUGCUUCAUUGGUUCCAACGGUGGCAGCUGUUUGUCCAAAGCGUUAAGUGGAAAAUUUGUAUGGUUAUGAAUCUGGUGUUCAGCUGUUUGGGUUCUAUAUAUCUCCUCGUGUUGGUGUAGCGAAUUGAUCUGAAUCUCGUUUGCUGUCUCUCUCACAUGGAUCUUACAAGGGUUGGCCAUACUAUCUGAACCGAGGAGGUUUGUUGAAUAUUUCAUAUAAUGUUAAACCUGAAGGCUGUUCAGUUCGGCUUGUGGUCGAUAAAGUAAUGGCCACUCGCUGGUUGUGGGAGGAACCUCCAAUUGACCUGACCGCUCUCUCAUUGAAUCUGAUUCAGGGGAGUGGUGUGAUUCAACUGAACAUAAGUAAUUCUGAAAGGUGGAACUGGAUAUUGAUGUGAAGGCUGUCGUGUAUGAUACUAAAGAACCACCAUUCUACAAGUGUAACUUCAGCAACAGCGCGUGCACAUUCAAUACAAUGCCUUUUGUUGGAACUUCUAUUGUUUUAACUUCACCAGCACAUCGACAGGUAUGUAUUCUCUAUGAACCACACUAACAAUUUUUUUUUAUAUAUUAUUCUCAGUCUCAGCUGAAUGAAUCCUCAUCUCUCACUGUCUCUGAGUUCAAGGAGUAUUAUCUGGAGGACAAGAAUGGUUCAUCAGAAUCUCCUAUCAAGCUAGAUGCACUUCAUAUGCCAUCGUCACAGGUCUCGUGAUUUGCUUCAUUAUGCUAGCUAUAAAACUAAAUAACUGGUUACAGCAUCAUGGGGGAAGAGAGAUAUGUAAUGGAUGGAAAAAUGCAACAUUUGUAGAGGACUUUCCUAAAAUAACUCUGAGGGUGAUUCUGAAGGCGAUUUUAGGGUUAAGGAUUUCAAGGUGGUGACGGCUGCUCGGCUCGCUUAAUGGCGACGUUGAAGACGAAGGAUUCUCCUCCGAUGGUGACGGAUGGGAUUACAAGUCAGGGAACGAAGUCUGGGAACAAAUCGUACGUCAAGGCGGUUCAGCAAAAACAUGUUUUGGAGAGUAUCAUGAGGUGAAAGUAGAGGUCGUGGAGGGGACAGAGAUGGUAGAGAUACCAGAUGAUCUCCUUGUUAACACAGUUCCUUUGUCGGCGGAUUUUCUAGAGUGGAGAUUUCUAGAUCCUGCUUCUCAUGUGGCAAGGAUUCAUAUUAUUGUUAACAAGAUAUGGCCAUUGGGGAACAAAACAUUAAGAUUGAUGUUUUUGCGGUUAAUGAAAAAAUGUUGAAGUUUCAGAUCACUGAUCAACAAACAAGGAGUCGUAUUUUGAGGCGAGGAGUGUGGAAUAUAACGGGCAUUCCAAUGAUCCUGUCUAAGUGAGCGCCAUUGGAAGAGAAAAAGGAGGAAGAAGUUGAGAUUAAGACUACGUGGGUAACAAUGAAGAAUGUGCCACCUACUAUGUUUUCAUGGAAGGGACUAGGAUUCAUCGCUCAGUUGGGAAGCCUGUAUGACUGCAUCCUGACACAGAGCUCUGUACCAUUUUCGAGGAGGCUAAGGUCUUUGUCAAUGCAAACAUGACAAAACCACUUCCCCAUGCAUACAGAUUCCGCUCUAAGUCUGGAAUAAAUGCGAACAUUGAGUUUACCUACCCAUGGGUUCCUACAAAAUGUUCUCUUUGUGAAAAUUGGGGAUAUAACGAGGGAGAGUGCUCAAAAAAGAAAGAAGAUGUAAUGGAGAGAAGUGUGGAACAAAAAAGGGAAGCAUUACCAAUUCACAAGAGAAUGUGAAACGGGUAUCUUCAAAUGAGUCGGAGAUAGUGAAUGGGAAGAUAAUGGAAGAAGCAGUUAAAGAAGGGGUUGACUCGGCUGAUACCGUGGAAGUAUCUGGAGCAGAGACUUCAGCUAUGUGAUAUUACGUGUAUACGUACACUAAUUAACCUAAUGUGCACACUACCACAAUCGAAUGGUAUGUCGAUGUAGCACUUUAGGACCGAAUCCAGAGAGACCAACGAUUACCCUUUAUUUCUAUAGGAUCAAUAUUAAGCUAAAACAAUAUGGGGGUUUUAAGAUUUGAGGGUUUCAUGACAAACAACUAACAAGAUUAAUUAAAGGUUUUCAGAUGAUUAAGAGAGCUAAGUUCAGGGUGAUUCAUCGGGAUACUUAGGAUCAUGAGCUACACAACUAUUCAGGAAGGCAAUAAGAGCCAAUCUAGAACUUGAACAACAAAAAUAGAUAAACCCACUGUCGUGGUGUCUACCAAUUUAUCAAGCAAUCCUAAUGCCUAAACUAUCGUUUGGAUCAGAGAAUGAUGACAAGCAUUAAGUUCAGAUUCAAUUGGUUCACGAUUUGCCUUAACAUCACCUUUCGUUGGCUAAGGACAUAUCGCCUAUCUAUGUUUUUUCUAGCAACCUAAAACACUUUAAUUUUGAUGAUUAGAUUAAACCUAUGAUCAUAUGCUAAGUGUCCAGUUUAACACAAGCAUUAAGAUUAGCAAUAAACAGAGAUAUCAAGGAAUAACAAUCCUAUUUGUGUCUAACUCAUUGAUCCAUGAUCCCUAACACCCUAAACCUAACAAGCGACUACUCAGCCAUGAACAGAGAAAUCACAGAGACAAUAGAUGAAGAAAACAUGCUGAAUCAAUAAAUAAAUAAGAUAGGGUUCAGGAAUCUUCUCAAGGUGAGAGAGAUGAAGCCUUUUCCCUUUCAAGGUAGCAAAUCUUCAAGUACAAAAGUCUCCAAUGGUUUCAUGUGUAAAAACUAGCGUCCAAUGAUAAUAAAAAAUAAGAAAAGAUAUAUAUGCAGGUCUAUGGCGGCCUGAGAUUAGAAGGGGGAAGCCCUAGGUAAAAUCCCGAAAUAUUUGGAAACUUCCUUAAAAAUCUCUGCCGCUGGAACAGACACUCAGGUUGCUCCGCUCGACUUUUCUGCGUGAAAAUCACCAAAUUGCACUGUUUUCUGCCUCUUUUGUUCCAGCUGGUCCAUCUCCCAUCCAAUGCAAUUCCAGACCUGUAAUGACUCGAAAAGGACUAGGAAGACUCGAUAAAGACUUGAAAACCAAUUGAAAAGAAUAUAUACAAGAUGUCUAAAACACCAUAUAUCAAUUCUCCCAGACUUAGAUCCUUGUUUGUCUUCAAACAAUGUCAAGUAUCAAGAACAGGGAGAAAGGUUUGAAAGUGUGGGAACUCUCCUAUUCUCAGCAACCAUACUUUAACCACGAAUCUCUGAACCAUACAAGUAGUAAAACUAGGACAACACACCCUUACCAAAACCCCACUGACUGCUGUUCAAGAUCGGCUCUAUACUCUACAUCUCAAACCUGCAAAAGCUACACUUUCCAGACAAAGCUCCUUACAUUCAAUUAAGAGUAGCGUGAGCUUCUCACCUCAGGCACAAUUCAGGGUAGACGGUCUAGGUGUGGAAUAGGCUAUUUAAUGGUUGAGUUAAGAGUGUUUAGGGGCUACCAUUUUUUUUUGUAGAGGAUACAGGAUAUCGCGCAAAACUGCAAGAGAGGACGGAUCCAUUGAUGUCCAUAACCUCUACUCGUUUUUGCUAUAUCUGGUGCGACUAUUCUGAUGAUGGAAUAGGCGAUUGAUUGUUCUGCUUUCCUCUGCAUACUCUUCAACACUUGGUACCAACUUCUCGCUCGACCUUCCCAGUGGCUCCAUGUUUCUUUUCUUUCUUCCCUUUCUCCAUCACCUUAUUUUUGUUUUUUUUUUGUUUUUUUUUGAAGACUGAUAUGGUGAUGUGACGAAGAAGGAGGUAAUACAUGAUGGUUCUGAGUGCCAUUGGUGGUUCUGAUUUCGCAACCAUUCUGGUUCUCCACCCCUGCUCUUGCGCAGUUCAUUGGUUAUGGAGGGGUUGCUCCCUUAAUCUGCUUGUUCUCCUUUCUGACUGAAUUUCUGCAGCAGUAACGAGUAAGAGGCUGCGUUGAUCCUUUCCUCUCUGAUCUUUUUGCACAUAUCUGCACAUAUGACACUGAAAAACAAAUGCAUGAAGGUGGAAUAAAGGCUAAGGUGCAGGGUGGGAACUAUCUAAAGAUGAGCUUGCCACUCAGGAUCAGCAAGAUGGAUAAAAAGAAUAAGAAGUCAUGAGUGUAUUCUUGUUUCCCUGAUCUAAUGCCCAUAAUAGGAAGGAUCGCAGUCAAGAUUAGGUUCAAGUUAAAUGAAGCUACGUCUUUCCAGUGUAACCUCGACAAGCCGAAAUCUUCUGGAGAACCAAAUGAGAUAAUGUCAGGGUGUUCCAGGUCUACAUGUGUGUCUUUCGCCACUGCUAAGGUCACUGAAUAAGAUAACUAAAGCACGAGGUGGUCAAUGAUCAACACAGAAUAAGAUCCUAAUUCCCACAAAGUUUUGACUGACUCGAUCAUAAAAACUGACUCAAACUGACUCAAAAGAAAGAAACAAGUUAGUAAACGACGAAAAACCUCCCCCCAGACUUACUUCACACCGUCCCCGGUAUGAAAAUAAAUCAGAAAGAAGGUGAAAACAAGAAUAAACAUUUUUUUUUGUUUGAGAUACUUACCUGAGUGGAGCGGGCGCUCCAUGAAAAUUUUGGGUGUUCUAUCGUCAGAUGGUCGCCUGUAAUAGCCGCUCUUUUUAGAGGGUAGGUUGUUCCAUUGCUGCCACCUAGAAUUUUUGAAGUAUCUCAGAUUUUUUUGAUUUUUGACCUGAGACUCAAUGAACUAAAACAAAAAAUAAGUAAACAAAAACAAAACCAACUUAUAUUUACACUUACCAGUGGGUUGCCUUCCACCAAGCGCUUGGUUUAAGUCACUAGCUUGACUUGGUGACAGGGAUCAGUCGGGUUGAUCAUGAGGGCUUGUUCCAAAACAAGCUCCACAAUCAGACAUGUUCAACUUCAGAACUCUGCUCAGCAACCCCUUCACAGCAGCUUAUCCUUUCUCUUUCAACUCAUGUGUGAGAAUUACUCUGACUUUGAGAAUUACUCUGACUUUAGAGAAAGGUUUAUAGGUACCCUUGCACUUUACCUCAUACUCAAUGGAUUUCUCAUCACACAAGCGAGGUAUCAAAGUCAUCAUAGGGUCACCCUUGACCCUUUUCUUCUGGAAUUUUUCAUUCACCUUUGCAUUCCCACUGAGUUUCUUUGUAUCAGUGUGAGGAUCUCCAUCCAGAACUUCUUUGAUCUAACUCUUAUCUCCAAACUCCUUCUUAGGAACAAUUUCCAGCUGUUCUCCACUAACCACUGAGAUGCAAGAGGCGUAGCAGAUUGGUGAUCUGGUUGGGACAGCCUUGUAGAAAAAUUUCUUGUUGAUGUUGGAGAAGGAGAAUCUCUUAUUUGGCAUGUCGACGACUGCUCCUACUGUAGCCAUAAGUGACAUUCCAAAGAUUUAAGGCAUCUCAUGAUCCUUGCUCAUCUCAACAACCUGAAAUUCGGUAUGGAGAAUACAGCUCCCAACUUGGACAGGAAGGUUGCGAAUGGUUCCAUAAGGGACUGUCAUGGAAGAGUUUGCAAAAGCCAGCUUCACCUGAGAAGGCUCAACAUCAACAAUGCCCAGCUCGUCUACAAUCACUUUUGAGACAAAGUUCACACUAGACCUAGAAUCACAAAGAGCUUCCUUGAAUUCCACUCCAGCAAUGGAACAAGGAAAAACAAACUUUCCGGGGUCAUCAACCUUAGGUAGUACCUUCAGUGAUGGUGUCAGUGCUUCAGUAAAGAGUGCCUUGAUUUCUUUCUGAGAUUCUCUGCAAUUUUUGUAGAACAUAUGCAAUGGCCGAAUCUCCCAAGCAUGUUCAAAUGAGAUAUUUUGAGGAAGCCUUCUCACCAUCUUCCUAAACCCACCCAGCUGCUCUGCACUAAUAGGAUCCAUCAGAUGUUUAGGUGGAAUUAGAUAGGGAACCUUAGGAACAUAGACUCACACUGGUGGAGUCUCAGCAGGUUCACUAGGAGCAGUCGCUUUAGAGCUAGCAUAGUGCUUUGUUCUCUCUUCUGCGUCUGGAACAGUUUCAGCAGACAGUUGCUCUGGUUCAUUUCUCCCAGAUUUCUCACAUCUCAGCUCUGCUGCAUUACAUUGCUCAACCCUAGGAUUCAUAACAUUCUUUCCAGGAAGCAUACCUUGCUGCCUCUUAACACUCUCAGUUGUUUGAGCAAGCUGAACAUCAAUCCUCUUUAUAUGGUUGCUCACAGUAUCAUACUUUCUAUUCAGCUUGGUGAACAUGUUGUCCAUCCUGGUGUUUGUCGGACCCAAUUUUGGUCAAUACCGGGCCGAGAUCAAAGGCAUAUGCCGAGAAAGGCCGAGGCCCACAACUAGGAUUCGAGCUCGAGAAGGAGUCGCAGGAGUCGCAGAGAUCGCGUAACAAGAAACUAAGAUCGCGGAGCUACCACGGGGGUCUCGGAGUCGACUUACUAUAAAGGAAGGAGAAGAAACACGGAAGAGGACACGUUGAAAGCCCUAGAGAAAGCUACACAUUCACAUCGAUCUUGUUGUCUUCCCACUUUUAGAUUCUUCUUUUAUCGAUCUCCUUUGUAUCACUCGAUCUAGUUCAAUUCAUUGUAUUCGAUACCAAUUAUCAAUAAAGUCCAUUUUCACCUACCAAAAACUAUUUAACAUCGUUGUGUUCUAAAGAUAUCGUUGCCUACAUCAUUUGUCUUCCCUAGAUCAAACUCCGAUCACUAUCAAAUACUUUGUGUAGAUUUUAGGUUCUACAUUUUGGCGCCGACUGUGGGGAAGAUAAACGAAAAAACAUCUUUGCUAAGAAACCGAUCUAAGUUUCCUAAGCGCGAUUAUGGAUCCCAACCAAACAUCAAGAUCUACUCCUUCGGGAACCAGCGACAUCGAUCCUAUCGGAUCAAACUCAGGAGCCGGAGUAACCCCGGUUGGAUUAACGGGAGCCAACAAUGCGACCGAAACAGCCCCGACGCAACGAAUCCCUCCGAUCGGGACUUCGAAGCAAGAUCAAUCUCUUCCGAUCAACCAGACGAAAAUCCCAGAACGAACUGGAGCUCGAGUUUGGAACCGUCACGGAGACAGACCACCCUCUGACGAUCCGAUUCGAUCCCAAUCCAGACCGAUUUCCCCGACUCAUGUAGCCCAAACUCGAGGAGAACUGACCGAACUCCGAGGAAUGAUGACAACUCUAAUCGAUGAGAUCCAAAGUCAAAGGGUCACUAAUCAAUCCCUUACUAACAGACUAGAUCAAGCCGAAAGGGAACUCGCAGAGUAUCGAGCUGCAAACGUUCGAGAAAGAAACCGAACACCCCUCGAUCCGUUAAGCCCGAUCCGGACGAUACACGGGAGAAAAUUCACAACGACCCCCACCGCAGGGCAUCGCCCACCGAAGUUUAAGCUACAGUGGAUUGGACGAAAUCGAACCGAACUCCAACGACCACGAAGCACCCCGACCCAAUUCCAUAAUGGAUCAACAGAGAGGCAAGGGGAGCCAAGGAUGCGAAUAUCACCACCAAACCAUUCCAUCCCCGAGAAUCGAACUCCAUCCGCAACGAGGACCUUCCAUCAGGCGGGGCUCGACAACCUAACGGAACAAACUCGGAGACACGAUCACCGCGGUCCUAUCAAUAUCGACCCCCAAAGGGAAGAUUUGGAAAUCCAAAGCGAAACCGGAACCAUCCAGAAUUAUAUUGAAAGGAACGACGCCGACCUCAAAAGAAUACACGCGAUUAUACACAUGGCGACGAGCUCUGCCCCCGACAUCGACAUGGUCAUCGAGGAAACAAGAAGGACCCCGUUUACAAACAGAAUCGCCAGCGUAAGACUGCAUCACGUUGGGAAACUAAAAUUCCCCGAAUACGCCGGAAGCACAUACCCAAAAGCCCAUGUGCGAGCCUUCCGUCUAGCAAUAUCAAGGGUACACCUCACUGACGACGAAAAAGAAGCAGGGUACUGCCGCUUCUUCGCCGAAAACCUGACUGGAGCUGCACUAGAAUGGUUCGCCGGACUAGAAGAAAACUCUAUCUACAACUUCACCCAGUUGGUGUCUACGUUCCUAAAACAAUACUCAAUUUUUAUAGAGACAAAAGUUACCAAGGAAGACCUUUGGAAUCUCAAAUAAGAACCUUUCGAACCUCUAAGAACAUACAUAAACAAGUUCCGAGAGAUCAAAGCCAAAAUUUUGCACCCAAACGAGGUCGUCGCUCUAGCAGCAUUGAAGAAUGGCGUCUGGUUCUCAUCCAAGUUUAGGGAAGAACUCGCGGUUCAGACACCUGUGUCGUUGGACGACGCCCUACACCGAGCCUCGUACUUCGCCACCCACGAAGAGGAGGUCGCAGCGUUAAAAGAACAGUAUAGUGCAAAUAAGAAUAAUGCAAUAAAAAAGCCGGCGACUCCUAAAGAACCAACCACCAAGGGGCAACACUCCUAUUCAGUAAAUAAUUCGCCGCAGAAAUCUUCGACAUACGACCUUAACAAAUACUAUGCCUUCCACAAACGAAAGGGCCAUUCGACCGAGGAAUGCCGAGCCGCACUUCGCAAUCAAAACGAAAGUAAGAAUAAAUCUAUCGAAGAAGCCGGAGAAGAAGAAGAUGAGCCAGUAACUCUGAAAUCCAACCGAAAAGCCAAAGUCCCGACGAACAAAAGAGGCAGGGAGAUUGGGUAGGAAUCACCGAGCUCUCCACCCCCGGCUCCGAAGAAAAGAGUCGACAUGAUUUCAAUGGGGCAGAACAGCAACAAAACCGACGAAAUCAAGAGCCAAACCGAAGGGAAAAUUCGGUUCGAGAUCUCGGUGGCGAUCCGCACAUUAGAGAAACCCGACGAGGACACUCCUCCUCCCCAUGUCACGAAGUACAACCCAAACACAAGACCUCCUAGCCCGAAAUUCCUCAACUUCAAACAAAAGAACAAAAUGACCAAAAUUCGUGAGCUCCUGUAUAAACCGAUUCAGAAAAAAGACAGAAUGCAGACCCUCAAUCACAAUCUGUCUGGGGGGUAACACCGAUUAAGAGGUGGAAUUUCCUGGCCCACAACGAGGGCAAAAAACGGAUCGACUUCAUUUACGGAGGCUCUAAGUUCUGCAACUCAGCCAACUCAAUCAAAGCAUACCAAAGGAGAGCCGAAAACAAUGUAGGAAUCAGAGAACCCCUGGCAGGUCCCGAUCACGAAAUCACCUUCAACGAAAAUGAAACCGCAGACCUCGAUAAACCACACGAUGAUGCUCUCGUGAUACAAAUCGACGUCGGUGGUUGAAAACUAUCCCGAGUAAUGAUCGACACCGGAAGCUCGGCCGACGUCCUCUUUUACGAAGCGUUUAAGAAAAUGGGAUUCACUAAAGCACUCCUAAGACAAGAGCGAACCCCCCUCAUUGGCUUCGCAGGAGAGACCACCUACUCUCUCGAAUCGAUCGAGCUCGCGGUUACCGCUGGAGAAGUCAGAAAAAUCGUAGAAUUCAUCGUGAUAGACCGUCCAGCCCCAUUCAACACAAUCCUUGGUAGACCUUGGCUAUACAACAUGAAGGCAGUUCCCUCGACAUAUCACCAAUGCCUGAAAUUUCCAACGUCGAAGGGAGUCGAAACUUUCAGAGGAAGCCAGAAGAACUCAAGGACAUGCUACCUCGCAAGCUUUAAAGACAUCGAACAACACCCUUAAUCACACAACCAAAGUUGACAACAGACGUACCUACGUACACGAAAAAUCGAACAGCCGACCCUCUCCCUGGGAAAAUAAUCGAACUACGUUAUGACUUGAUCCCUCGACGAGGGUACGUAGGCAACUCACGACACGAGUUCAGUCUCCCCCACCUACAUAACUCAAAAUGGGUGUAUCGCAGCAUCCGAGGAACAACAGCUCGACAAUAUCAAAAACUGCUUUCUUUCAUAAGAUAUGUAACGAAACAGAAUCCAACAUCUUAAUGAAUACAGUACUUAGACGUUCGAACACAUCAGAUUUCUCGUGUCAGAAAAUCGCAUAACUUCACAGUUGACCAAAAACCAGGACCCUGAUCAAGUCCUCGGUCGCGGCCAACUCCGCCAACAAGCGCGACGAAACUAACUAACAAAAUCUUUUGUUACAUCUAAACUGUCGAUAAAAAUAUCUAUAACAAAUCGACACAUGAUCCCAAAAGGUCGGCCUCGCACAAAACAUAAAGUGACGACAAACAAAUCGGGACUCACGAUCCCUUCAUUAUUAAAAUAAAAAAAUAAUAAUAAUAAAGCAACGAAAGCAGAGGGAAGAUAUUAUGAAAGUAUUUUAAAGAUUCUAUGUAUUAUUAGUCUUAAUAAAAUACAUUUAAUAAGAUUUGU